This is a messenger RNA of Solanum dulcamara, 1726 nucleotides long. Its product is annotated as novel plant SNARE 13-like. Gene Ontology annotation, biological process: vesicle fusion; retrograde vesicle-mediated transport, Golgi to endoplasmic reticulum. The record is from RefSeq and is a predicted model, not a curated record. NCBI's taxonomy places the organism in Eukaryota, Viridiplantae, Streptophyta, Magnoliopsida, Solanales, Solanaceae. Gene Ontology annotation, cellular component: endoplasmic reticulum membrane; late endosome membrane; ER to Golgi transport vesicle membrane. Gene Ontology annotation, molecular function: SNARE binding; SNAP receptor activity. Bases 510 to 1322 code for a protein of 270 amino acids. The transcript is spliced from 10 exons.
UAAAGAUAUGUUAGCAAAGUAAUAUGCAAGGGUGUCAUGUGCACAUUGUUGACAAGAAAGAGAAAAGAAAACAACAGAAAAAAGUGACCAUUGGCAGCCUGUAUUUCCAUCAUUAUUUUCCUUAAUACCAAACACACAAACAAAUAAUAUAAUUCUCUUUUUCCCCUUUUUUUUCCUUUUCAAGAACCCUAAAACCAUUCCAAAUUCAAAUUUCCUCUAAAUGGGUUUUCCAUCCCUUUUUGUUCCUUGUUAGAAAAACCCAUCAAAUCUUAACCUUCCCAUAUUGAGAACUGUCAGUUUUCAGUUUCAAUUUCAGUUUUUUUUGGUGUAAAAUGGGGUGAAUUCUGUGAAAAAUUUGAGUUUUGGGGAGUUGGGUGUUUGUAUAAUUGAUCUGCCGGUGAGGAAUUUGUUUGGGUCCUAACCGGCGACUAGCCCUAGAAGAAGGAAGAAGAAGAAGAAGAAGAAGAAGAAGAAGAAGAGGAAAAAGGGGAUAACGAUUGCUCAAAGAAAUGGCGAAUUUGGACUUGCAAAUGAACCCACAAAUGGAACAGAUCCAUGGAGAGAUUCGGGACAAUUUCCGAGCUCUAGCAAAUGGAUUUCAAAAGCUGGAUAAGAUCAAAGAUUCCAACAGACAGAGUAAACAGUUGGAAGAACUUACUGGGAAGAUGAGAGAGUGUAAAAGGUUAAUUAAAGAGUUUGAUCGUGAAAUUAAAGAUGAGGAGAGUAAAAGUCCUCCCGAGGUCAACAAACAACUCAAUGAUGAGAAGCAAUCAAUGAUCAAAGAGCUAAACUCAUAUGUGGCCUUGAGAAAAACGUAUAUGAGCAGUCUUGGCAAUAAGAGGGUUGACCUAUUUGAUAUGGGAGCAGGUGGAAGCGAACCAAUAGCAGAGGAAAACGUUCAGAUGGCAUCAGAAAUGUCAAAUCAGGAGCUCAUCAGUGCUGGAAACAAGACAAUGGAUGAAACUGAUCAAGCCAUUGAACGCUCCAAACAGGUUGUCCAUCAAACAAUUGAAGUGGGAACACAAACUGCUACUACCUUGAAAGGCCAAACUGAUCAAAUGGGUCGUGUUGUCAAUGAGCUUGACACAAUUCACUUCUCCAUUAAAAAAGCAUCCCAGCUUGUCAAGGAAAUUGGACGGCAGGUUGCCACGGAUAAAUGCAUCAUGCUUUUCCUCUUUCUCAUUGUCUGUGGUGUAGUUGCCAUAAUUGUUGUCAAGAUUGUGAAUCCUCACAACAAGGAUAUAAGGGAUAUCCCUGGACUGGCACCUCCAGCGCCUUCAAGGAGAUUGCUAUAUCUAAAGCCGGGACAAGAUUUCAUGUAAAUCUGUAAGGACGGAUCCAUCCAAUUUUCUAUAUGGUGAUUGUAAAGAAGUAUCAGAGGAAAUGCUAUUCGUGGAAAGCUGUUCGUUAAUUGUGAUCUCCUUGCCUGAAUUGUGCAUACCGUAUUUGCUCUGUUGUGCAUUUCUUUUUUCCUUUCCUUUCCAUUCCAUUUCAUUUUCUAUUAUGUAAAUCUUACACAAUAUUUGUCUUGUUUUCGCCUUCUUUUUUUUUGCAUUUUAUGGUGCAUUGGAUUCAUUUUGUUAACUCUUGGGAGUGUUAGAAGAGUUGCAAGUAGACAAAGAAAACACCAAUAUACUACUCAUGCUAUUUCUUUUCUUCAUGUAUGUAUGUCCAACAAUGGUGUUUUGAUGUUGAAUCAGACAACUGUGUGAACGAGUUUCACUUA